Molecule: messenger RNA, 3438 nt
Organism: Fragaria vesca subsp. vesca
Lineage: Eukaryota; Viridiplantae; Streptophyta; Magnoliopsida; Rosales; Rosaceae
Exons: 8
Coding region: 1-3282 (1093 amino acids)
Source: RefSeq, a predicted model, not a curated record
AUGCCGACGAGAACACUGAUACUCCUAGCUUGUCUAGUGUCGCUGGCGGCACCAAUCGCAGCCGUCGAUUCAAAAUCAGACACCUCCGGCGAAUGGCACGUCCUCACAAAGCACAACUUCUCCUCCCAGAUCCGUCUCCAUCCUCACAUCCUCCUCCUCGUCGCUCUUCCAUGGUCCGGCGAGUGUCGAUCACUCAUGAGACACGUGGCGAAGCUCGUCACCGAUAGACCUGAAGACUUCAGCUCGCUGAAGCUGAUGGUGUUGCAUAGAAACACGGAGAAGAUGGUGGCCACGGCGAUCGGUGCUGCUUCGGAAUGGGAGGAAAUUACAGUUUUGUACUAUCGCAAUUCUGUUUCGUACAAAUACGGAGGGAGGCUUCGAGCAAACAACAUUUUGAGCUCAAUUCGUCCUUAUUUGUCAUUUUUAGAUGAGGAGCUUCCAUUCAAAUGGCUGAAGAGUCCGGAGGAGUUGAAGGCUUUCGUCGAUUCGACUGACAGAGCUUUGGUUCUGUUUGAGUUUUGUGGCUGGACUCCGAAAUUGAUGGCCAGGAGGAAGAUGAAUGGCACUGAUCACAGUGGUUUUGGGGAGUUUUUUGGUUUGAAGUUGAAUGCGGAGACAAAUAGAACCGACUGGUGGAAGAAUAACCAGAAGGGUACGGAAACUGCAAAAGUGAAGUGUGAUGUUGAUAAUGCGGUUGGUGCAGUUCCCUGGAUUGGAGAUUUCAGCUCAGUAAAUGAUAGUGCUGCUUUGGAGGAGACUGAGAAAACUAGGCAUGAUGGUGCAUCGUUCUGCACGCUUAAAGAAUAUCAGUUGUUUGACUCUUUCUUCUCAAAGUUCAUGACUACUGCGAGAGACUUCUUCCUGCCUUCUGAAAGGCAUAAAUUUGGUGUGGUCUCAGAAAGAUCAAUGCUCUCAGCUCUUGGUAUUGGAGAUUCCAGUUCGUGGUUGGCAGUGUUAUACUUUGCUGGAUGCCCCAGUUGUUCGAAGAUUAUCAAUAAAGAGGGUGAACUUAAUAAUGCUUUAAAGAUGGAUAAUUCAGUUGUUAAGGAGCUCGAGGGUGAUAGCAAUGCUUUGGAGCCAGCUUUGCCUGCAGACCAGCCAUCAGUUCUCUUAUUUGUGGAUAGAUCAUCUGACUUGUUAGAGACUAAAAUAAACGGGAAGGAAGCGCUUGAUGCUCUUCGAGAGUUGGCACUGCACCAUCACAUGUCUCAACAGAAAGGCAGUCAUAGUUGGGACAUGCAUGAGAAAUUCUCUGUCCAAGAUAAUCAAGCAUUAAGAAUUACAUCCGGACAUCCUAAAGUAAAACUAUCUCAGACUGCUCAGAUUAGCAAACAAAAGGACAAAAGGUCUACUUUCACUAUAUUAAGUGAGGGCAAACAAGUCACUGUGGAGAAGAUGGCUUUGGAUCUAAAGGGUAAUUCCUUGCAGGAUAUCUUGGAAAUGGUACUUAAGCAAAACAAGAAAUCUAAAUUAAGCUCACUAGUGAAGGAGUUGGGUUUCCAACUUUUGUCAGAUGAUAUGGACAUCAAACCAGCAAAUACGUUGCCAGAACAAAAAGAAACUGAAUCUGAUCUAGUUACAGAAGAGCCAUCUAAGGAGGGCCUUGCUACACGUAGUAUCGACUCAGACAGAGAUCAACUGCUGGAUGCAACGAUUAUAUCUACUGAACAGCAUCCUGAAACAUCUACUGAAAAGCAUCCUGAAACGUCAUCUCAUAACAAUGAAGAUAAAACAGUUUAUGUUGAUACAAGCAAUCAAAUGUCAUCUAUAGAUAGUGAACAACAUCUUGCAAAUCAUAAACAUGGAGAUUUCUCUGAAGAAGAUUCACUGGGCGAAAAGUUUGCAGAGCAGGAGCUUCCAUUUCAAGGCUUUAAGGGAUCAUUUUUCUUUUCUGAUGGUAAUUAUCGGUUACUUCAAGCGCUGACUGGUAGGCCAAAAGUUCCAUCCCUGGUAAUAGUUGAUCCCAAAAUGCAGCAGCAUUAUGUCUUCGCGGAGGGGACUAAUUUCAAUUAUUCAUCACUGGUUGAUUUUAUUUCUGCCUUUCUUAAUGGAAGUCUUCUUCCAUAUCAACAGUCUGAAACUGUACUUAAAAACUCUAGGAAAGCCACUCAACCACCAUUUGUUAAUCUGGACUUCCGUCAGGUGGAUUCUAUCCCUCGAGUGACAACUAACACUUUCUCUGAGCUGGUUGUUGGGUUCAAUCAAUCUGACAGUGAUGCUUGGAAUAAGGAUGUCUUGGUUCUUUUUAGCAAUAGAUGGUGUGGGUUUUGCCAGCGAAUGGAGUUGGUUUUUCAUGAAGUAUACCGAGCUAUGAAGGGUUAUGCCAAGAUGCUGAAAAGUGAAUCAAAGAAUGAGAAAUCAAUGUUUCAAAAUGGCAAUUUGAAGAAUGAAUUGCUUAAGCUGCCAUUGAUGUACUUACUGGAUUGCACAUCAAAUGAUUGCAAUUUGAUACUGAAAUCAAUGAAUCAGAGGGAGGUAUAUCCUAUUCUGGUGCUCUUUCCAGCAGAAAAGAAGCAUGCUCUUCCUUAUGAAGGAGAUAUGGCAGUGACUGAGGUUUUCAAGUUCAUGGCUGAUCAUGGAAGUAACAAUCAUCAUCUUGUCAGUGAAAAAGGGAUCUUGUGGACUGUAGCUGAAAAGGGACGAAGAAAUCAAGAUUUCUUUUCAGUUCAGUCAUACGACAUUCAUGAGCAGUCUAGGGACUCACUUCAUGAAGUCCUAUUAACAAAUGUGCAUAAACCAUUUAUUGAAGACAAGCUGGUCAAGUCUCAAAUAAGCCAAACCUUGCAUGAAGCACCCCCAAAUGUGGUGGUCGGUUCCAUCCUAGUUGCUACUGAUAAACUUCUUGGCGUGCAUCCCUUUGAUAAAUCAGAGAUUCUCAUUCUGAAGGCAGAUCAAGUUAAUGGAUUUCAAGGUUUAAUUAUCAACAAGCAUAUCAGAUGGGAUGCUCUGCCUGAAUUGGGAGAAGAAGUUAAGAUAUUAGCAGAAGCCCCUUUGUCCUUUGGAGGACCGCUUAUAAAGGGUGGAAUGCCUCUCGUCGCGUUAACUCAAAAAUUUGUCAAGCAUGAAUAUCCGGAAAUCUUACCAGGCAUUGCAUUCCUUGAUCCAUCAGCAACAAUUCAAAAAAUCAAAGAGCUCAAGUUAGGAAAUCAACCGGUCGCUGACUACUGGUUUUUCUUUGGGUAUUCGAGUUGGGGUUGGGACCAGCUCUUUGAUGAGAUUGAUCAAGGAGCUUGGAAUUUAAGUGAUGACGGUAUGCAACAUUUAAAUUGGCCAUCUAGUUAGGUAUUUCUUUCUUAUAACAUGAUAGAGCUUUUGGAGCAUUGCAAGAAGGAACUCCGGGAGAAACUAUAAGCAAAUACAAAGGAGAAUACAGGGAAUAUAGGUCAGCACACAAAACCAUUUGAUCUGCUUGUAACCUUUUUGUAGUCGAUCUGUUUU